AUGGAUAGAUCUCUUCUGGAUGCCAGUAUCCAGGAUAUGAAGAAGUUCCUUAGCAAGGAAGAGCGAUAUGACUACAUUGAGAGAGGACGAAGGUAUAAAUGUGUAUACCUCCUUCAUGGAUUUCCAGGCUGUGGGAAAACGCCAUUCAUUGAACUUAUAGCAAGUAUCUUUCAAGUUGGCUUAUAUUCUCUUGAUAUGAGUAACGAGACCUCCGUACAAAUGAGGGACUUAUUAUCUGCCAUCCCCAAGCGUUCGCUAUUUGUUAUCGAGGACCUUCGAACAAGUACUUUCCAGAAAUCUGAAGAAGAGGACCCAGAGUCACAUGAAAAAUUAACAAAGGGGGUGCCGGUAGCAAGCUUCUUGAAUAUGCUGGAUGGUUUCGUAGCCCCUGAAGAAAUCAUUACAAUCACAACAACAACUUGUCUUAAAGACCUCGAGAAAUAUUGUAAAGAUCUUCUACGACCUGGUCGAAUUGAUAGGAAGAUAAAGCUGGGAUAUAUUGCAUCUAGUGGGGCCGCAAUGAUGUUUGAGAAUUUUACUAGGUCAAAGGAUCUGGAUAUGGCAGAGAGGUUCGGAAGGGAAAUUCCUAAGGACAGUAUUACUCCAGCUGAUCUUCAGGAGUACCUUACGCCAAUGGUAAACAAUCCCAACCUGGCAAUUGAAGGAAUUUCGGACUGGGGAUCUAGUAGAGAGGUAUCUGCUAAGGAAAAAAUCCCGGGAAGUAACUUCGUGAAUCAAGGGGGGAAGAGGAAGAAGAAGCGAAAUAAAAGACAAAGAACUUUGGGUAUGAAGACUCUCUGCUUAAAAUUGUACUAUUUUCACCACAGCAUUACAAUAGAAGAAAGUCUAAAGGAAGCGUUCCAGCCGUAG
Botrytis porri is the source of this 870-nucleotide messenger RNA. RefSeq lists its product as uncharacterized. Bases 1 to 870 code for a protein of 289 amino acids. NCBI's taxonomy places the organism in Eukaryota, Fungi, Ascomycota, Leotiomycetes, Helotiales, Sclerotiniaceae. The record is from RefSeq and is a predicted model, not a curated record. Gene Ontology annotation, molecular function: ATP hydrolysis activity; ATP binding. The transcript has a single exon.